AAAACAACCGGAGGGUUAUCGAUCAGAAAUGACGAAGGCGAAGAAGGAGAAAGCUGCAGCGGACGGAGAGGAGGCGACCGGAAGCUCCGAGAAGUCCUACCAGGAGAUGAUCGCUCACCUGAACCCGAUCAGCCAGCCGCUGGCCUCCAGGAAGCUCAGCAAGAAGAUCUACAAGUGUGUCAAGAAGGCCGCCAGAGUGAAGAACAUCCGCCGCGGAGUAAAAGAAGUUCAGAAGUUCAUCAACAAAGGAGAGAAAGGCAUCGUGGUGAUGGCGGGCGACACCCUCCCUAUCGACGUGUACUGUCACCUGCCCGUCAUGUGUGAGGACAGGAACCUGCCGUACGCCUACAUCCCCUCCAAAGUGGAUCUGGGAUCGUCUGCUGGAUCCAAGAGGCCGACAUGUGUCAUCCUGAUCAAACCCCACCAGGACUACCAGGAGGCAUACGAUGAGUGCUUGGAUGAGGUCACCAGCCUGCCCAAACCCCUCUGAGCCAAUGAAGGAUCAGAUCGGGGAUCCCCCUGUUUCCAGUGUUUAUGCUAAGCUAGGCUAACUAGCCUCAGGACGAGUAGGGGUGGGGGGUUGUAACGACACAAACACUGAACAGGAAGUAAAGACAGGGUUGUUUGUGUUUUCUCUGGUUUUUUGAUCAGUUUGAUGGAUUCUGUUUCCAUUCCAUGUCUGUCUGGCUUGUUUAAACCCUGGAAGUCCUAUACUUACGACAGUCCUUUUUGUCUUUUUUUUUUUCAAUAAAAGUGCAAGAAAAAAGU
Molecule: messenger RNA, 768 nt
Organism: Melanotaenia boesemani (Boeseman's rainbowfish)
Lineage: Eukaryota; Metazoa; Chordata; Actinopteri; Atheriniformes; Melanotaeniidae
Gene: nhp2
Product: NHP2 ribonucleoprotein homolog (yeast)
Exons: 4
Coding region: 29-490 (153 amino acids)
Biological process (GO): snRNA pseudouridine synthesis; rRNA pseudouridine synthesis
Cellular component (GO): nucleolus; box H/ACA snoRNP complex
Molecular function (GO): box H/ACA snoRNA binding
Source: RefSeq, a predicted model, not a curated record